Messenger RNA from Guillardia theta CCMP2712, 374 nucleotides. RefSeq lists its product as hypothetical. NCBI's taxonomy places the organism in Eukaryota, Cryptophyceae, Pyrenomonadales, Geminigeraceae. The record is from RefSeq and is a predicted model, not a curated record. The transcript is spliced from 4 exons. Bases 25 to 246 code for a protein of 73 amino acids.
GACGGAAAUAGAGCGAACGGCGACAUGUUCCAGACUCUAUCCUACUUCAAGAUAGAGAAGGCCUACGGUGGAAUCACCAGUUGCGAGGAAUCGCCGAAGUCCCUUGGAACAAACUGGAUGGAAGGAACAUGUGCUGCCUCGGGAUUUUCACAUCUGUGGUCCGAGAAUAGGAAGACAGGGCUGGCGACAUUCAAAAACUUCAAGCGCGUUGGUGCCAAGUGGGACAAUUCCAACAACGCAGCUUGAAAUGCGUAGCUGCUUCUACAAUCUCAUGGGAUUUAGGCAAUGUAGUGUAGGAUGAUGGUUUCAAGUAGGGGGUGGUAGCAAAUUCGUGACCAGCACACAACAGAUAGAGAGUUUCUAAAACAUCGGAA